CAGAGCGAGCGGCUCGUGUUUCCAUAUUCAUCAUGGCGAGUGUUCCAGCGCCCGCAUCGGCCACGAGCGCUCCAUCUCUCAAGGGUACAGGUGCAGAGGUAUCAAGUAAUGGCCUGUCAGACAGCACUCCCAGCUUCAAGGCAAGUGAGCUGGACAUCGAACUGGUCCAGACCCACAAAACCAAACCGGACCUGGCGGGCCUGGCGUUUGGGACCGCCUUCACGGACCACAUGCUAACGGUGGAGUGGAGCCAGCAGGGCGGCUGGCAGAGACCUCGCAUUCAGCCCUUUGGGAACCUGUCCAUCCACCCGGCCUGCUCCGCCCUGCACUACGCCAUACAGUUGUUUGAGGGAAUGAAGGCGUACAGGGGGCCGGACAACAGAGUGCGUCUCUUCAGACCAGAGCUCAACAUGAAUCGCAUGCUGAAGUCUGCACUUAGAGCCUGUCUGCCGAGUUUUGACAGGGCUGAGCUGCAGGAGUGCAUCAGGAAGUUGGUGGAGGUGGAUCAGGAGUGGGUUCCACACUCAGACGCUGCCAGCCUCUACAUACGCCCCACCUUCCUAGGCACAGAGCCUUCUCUGGGAGUGAAGAGGCCGUCCCAAGCGCUGCUCUACGUGAUCCUCAGUCCGGUGGGCUCCUACUUCACCACCGGGGCCAAGCCCGUGUCCCUGUGGGCCGACUCCAAAUACAUACGCUCCUGGAAAGGAGGCACGGGGGACUGCAAGAUGGGAGGGAACUAUGGCGCCUCCAUCUAUGCUCAGUAUGAAGCAGUGGAUUAUGGGUGCCAGCAGGUCCUCUGGCUGUAUGGGGAUGACCAUCAGAUCACUGAAGUGGGAACCAUGAACCUCUUCCUCUACUGGAAAAAUGAGAAAGGAGAGGAGGAGCUGGCAACACCCCCACUGGAUGGCAUCAUCUUGCCGGGCAUCACUCGACAGAGCAUCCUGGAGCUGGCAGUAAAAUGGAAAGAGUUUAAGGUCUGCGAGCGCUACCUGACCAUGGCGGACCUGCGGUGUGGACUGAAGGAGAACCGGGUCAAGGAAAUGUUCGGUUCUGGUACCGCUUGUGUGGUCAGUCCAGUUGGACGUGUUCUGUACCAGGGAGAGAACUUGCAGAUUCCGUGUCAACAGGAGAACUCCCUGGCCUCCAGGCUUCUGAAGGAGCUGACAGACAUACAGUAUGGCCGCACUCCGAGUGACUGGAGCCUCCUGGUGUAACCUGAGGUUUCUGAACAUGGGAAAGGUGGACCUCGCCGUUGUGGGACGAGGACGCACUCACAGUAACGGACAAACAGACAAGUGAAUCUGCGAGGAUCCGCACACACGCACAAACACAUACACACACACACACACGCGCGCACACACACACACACACACACACACACACACACACACACACACACACACACACACACACACAGGCACAAACUCAUACUUACCAAAAUGAAGUAUUUCUCUGUUCAUGCAUUGUUGUGUUAAAGUACCAUUGGGAACUAGC
Sardina pilchardus (European sardine) is the source of this 1494-nucleotide messenger RNA. It is a transcript of the gene bcat1, whose product is annotated as branched chain amino-acid transaminase 1, cytosolic. Gene Ontology annotation, molecular function: branched-chain-amino-acid:2-oxoglutarate transaminase activity. Bases 33 to 1214 code for a protein of 393 amino acids. Gene Ontology annotation, cellular component: mitochondrion. Gene Ontology annotation, biological process: L-leucine biosynthetic process; L-valine biosynthetic process. The transcript has 11 exons. The record is from RefSeq and is a predicted model, not a curated record. Lineage: Eukaryota; Metazoa; Chordata; Actinopteri; Clupeiformes; Clupeidae.